AUGAACACAUCCCAGUUUAAGAAUGGAAUCUCCACAAACUACAACCUGAAGUUCUUGUCUCUGAAUGUGUUCAACAUCAGUGAGACUCACUUCAGCUGUGCAGGAAACAAAUCCAGAAUUCCAAUGAAAGCUCCACAGCUGCUGCCUCAGAAUGAAUCAUUUGUCCCUGAGGUUUGGCUGCCUGUGAAUGCCCUGUGCACCAUCCCAAACGAGAAGAAGAUUAUUGGUUUGGUCAGCUACAUGUGGCACAGCCAGUUCCAAUUUGACCAGGAAGAAAUCUCAUCAAUGGUUCUCAGGAUAGAAUUACUGGAGGGACACCUUCUUCAUAAUCUGAAAACCCCAAUCAAGAUGAUUUUUGGAGUUGAUGCACACAACGAUAUGGAUAAUGACUCAUGGUUACAGUGUCACUAUUUUGAUGAACAAGAGGGGCUCUGGAAAACAGAUGGAUGUGAGACUUCCAAAAGAACCAUCUAUAACAAAACUGACAUUGUUUGCAGUUGCAACCAUGCAACACCCUUUGCUGUGCUGUUGGUAAGACAACCAAUUGCAGAAGCCCAGUGGAAAAUACUGUCAUACAUCAGUUACACAGGCUGCAGCCUGUCUGCCUUCUUCACUGCUUUGUCCAUUGUGAUGUACAUCUUCAGUCGAAAACACAAAAUGGAUUACUCCAUUUCUGUUCAUGUGUCUCUGACACUUAUGCAUUACUCCUUGCUCUGCUGUUUUACCUGGAUGGCAAUUGAGGGACUUCACCUCUACCUACUGCUGAUAAAGGUGUUCAACACCUACUACAAACACUACCUGGCUAAGCUGUCUCUUGCCGGAUGGGGGAUCCCUGGUGUAAUAGUGGCAGUGUCUUUGGGAUUGAAGGAUUUUAAACAGUUUUAUGGAGUUACAAGGAUGACCAUGGCGGAUACUAAUCAAACAAAUGCCAUCUGCUGGAUUACAGAUGACACCUUCUUCUACUCCUUAAACCUAGUGUAUUUUACUGUUGUAUUCAUUUUCAACUCUGGCAUAUUGGUGGCAGUGGCCUCUAGCAUCAUUAGGAUGAAAAAAGUGUCUAGCAGCAACUCAAAACUUAAAGCAGAAACUAAGGGAAAGACUUGGAAUGACUCAGAUAGGUUCAAGGAAUCCUGCAGGAGUGGCCUCACUGUGCUGGGUCUUACCUGCCUGAUGGGGACCACCUGGGGUCUGGCCUUCCUGGGCUCAGGAUACAUCAGUUACCCUAUCCUAUACCUUUUCUGCAUCUUCAACUCCACACAAGGUUUCUUCAUCUUCCUGUGGAUCUGUCAAUCAGUGAAGAAGAAGAGGAAAAGAGAUCUGGAGGACAGGAUGACUUCAACACCCGUGAAGACUUCAGAAAUAAAAUCUGAUUAG
Monopterus albus (swamp eel) is the source of this 1374-nucleotide messenger RNA. Its product is annotated as adhesion G-protein coupled receptor G2-like. The record is from RefSeq and is a predicted model, not a curated record. Gene Ontology annotation, molecular function: G protein-coupled receptor activity. NCBI's taxonomy places the organism in Eukaryota, Metazoa, Chordata, Actinopteri, Synbranchiformes, Synbranchidae. The transcript is spliced from 11 exons. Gene Ontology annotation, biological process: adenylate cyclase-activating G protein-coupled receptor signaling pathway; cell surface receptor signaling pathway. The coding region runs from base 1 to 1374 and encodes 457 amino acids. Gene Ontology annotation, cellular component: plasma membrane.